CUUAGCUCCCGCGCUAGAGAGAAACAUGUAUCGUUUCCGAUCGCAGCUCUUCACGGGGAUUUCUGCAGCCGCCAUCGCCCGCUCUCACCCACGCCGCUCCUCGCCCCUGUUAGCCGAAGCCUCGCCGCUCAGCCGCCCGCCGCACCGACGCUCGAGUAAAAAGUGCAGCUCCAUUGGCUGAUCCUCGUUGAGCUCCGAGUCUAGGCGGCACCGGGCGUCCCACGAUGCCGAAGAAUAAGAAGCGGAACACUGCCCACCGCGGUGGCAGUGGUGGCGGCGGCGCAGGGACAGCUUCAGCGACAGCGGCGACAGCAGGGGGCCAGCGCCGGAGCGUCCAGCCCUUCAGCGACGAGGAUGCCUCCAUCGAGACCAUGAGCCACUGCAGCGGCGACAGCGACCCCCCCAGCCUCGUCGAGGACGGACCAGAGGCCCUUGACGAGGAGGGGACGCAGGAGGACCUGGAGUACAGGCUGAAGGGGCUCAUUGACCUGACCCUGGACAAGAGUGCGAAGACCAGGCAGGCGGCUCUGGAAGGUCUUAAAAACGCACUGGCUUCCAAACUGCUCUCUGAAUUCAUCCUGGAGAGAAGGAUGACCCUGACCGACAGCAUUGAGCGCUGCCUGAAGAAAGGUAAAAGCGACGAGCAGCGUGCGGCGGCCGCCCUGGCGUCCGUGCUGUGCGUUCAGCUGGGCCCCGGCAUUGAGAGCGAGGAGGUUUUGAAGACCCUCGGACCCGUCCUGAGGAAAGUCAUCUGCGACGCAGCGGCCAGCACCCAGGCGCGGCAGGCGUGUGCAACAUGCUUUGGUGUUUGCAGUUUUAUUGCCACGGAUGACAUCACUGAGCUGUUUUCAACUCUGGAGUGUUUGGAGAGUAUCUUCUCAAAGUCCUACAAAGAAAAAGACACUAGCGUCAUCGGCAGCUCCCCCAGUACAGUGCUCUACAUCAGCUCGCUCCUCGCGUGGACGCUGUUGCUGACCAUAUGCCCCAUCAGUGAGCUGAAGAAAAAGCUGGAGAUGCACUUCCAUAAGCUUCCAAGCCUCCUGUCUUCCGACGACGUGAACAUGAGAAUAGCCGCUGGGGAGUCAUUGGCGCUUCUGUUUGAAUUGGCCCGAGGGAUGGAGAGUGACUUUCUUUAUGAAGACAUGGAGUCGCUGACUGAGAUGCUUAGGGCCUUGGCCACCGACGGAAAUAAGCACCGGGCCAAAGUGGACAAGAGAAAGCAGCGGUCGGUGUUCAGAGACGUCCUGCGGGCCGUGGAGGACCGGGAUUUCCCAACAGAAACUGUUAAAUUUGGUCCUGAGCGCAUGUAUAUCGAUUGCUGGGUCAAGAAACAUACCUACGACACGUUUAAGGAGGUCCUGGGGUCGGGGAUGCAGUACCACCUGCAGUCGAAUGAGUUCCUCCGCCACGUGUUUGAACUUGGCCCCCCCGUGAUGCUCGACACCGCGACGCUCAAAACGAUGAAGGUCUCCCGCUUUGAAAGGCAUUUAUAUAAUUCUGCAGCCUUCAAAGCCCGAACAAAAGCUCGAAGCAAAUGUCGAGAUAAGAGAACAGAUGUUGGAGAAUUCUUCUAGAUUUUCUGCAUUUGAAGACUACUUCCUCAUUUCCAGUUUUUUCCUUUUGUAAUUUCUAAGAUAUUUAAACUCUGUAGACAGUUUUUAUCUCGGGUCAGCACAGAUUGCUUUUGUAGCAGGGGUUGUGUUACUUGUAAUUUAAUGUAUAGUAUUGCAAAUAGUGAGUUCUGAUUAUUGAAUAUUCUCUGUAAAUAUUGUCAGUAAACCAUGAAUAAGAUGUUUGUAAUGUUAGAUCAUUUCUAUUUAUGAAGAAAGCAAAAACAUUGUAUUCCACAAUAAGAAAACUAUUAGCCAGGAUGAAAUAUUCUGUGGUUGUCAGAUACUGAUUUAAUGAUACAGAUAUUACAAGGUAUUUAAUUUAAGAUCUUAGACAAACGAGUUCUGGUUACAGUUUUGGGAGCUGGUUCUUCUGGAAAAGCUGCUAUGUUUUUCAUUGUAAAUGGAACCUGAUGAUUUUCAUUUUGUCGCUGGGAUCAACAUAGGGAACUCAGCCCGGCGCGCAGGAGUUCUGGCAUCGCAGGGUGCUGGCCUUGACCGCUGGGGGCAGUGACACUAAUUCCACCUGUUGUGUAAGACCUGUACUUUUAUUUUGAAAUAAAAUUCUUUUCACACUAAAA
Miniopterus natalensis is the source of this 2191-nucleotide messenger RNA. RefSeq names its product interferon related developmental regulator 1 (gene IFRD1). Gene Ontology annotation, cellular component: nucleus. The record is from RefSeq and is a predicted model, not a curated record. Lineage: Eukaryota; Metazoa; Chordata; Mammalia; Chiroptera; Miniopteridae.